GGGAUUUGGAGGAGCCCUGAGCAAGGAACGGAUUCUCCCGGCUGCCAUGGAGCCGUGGGUGAUGCUGGACCCACGGCAGAAGGCCCUGUACCGGGAUGUGAUGCAGGAGAGCUACGAAACGCUGAUGUCCCUUGCAGCACAGGGGCUGGUGAAUGAAAAAGCAGCCGAGGAAAGAGCGGCAGAGGAGAGCCGCGAGGAGCUCCAAGCGCGCCCGUCCCGCAGCCCGGAGAGGGAGAAGACCCUCGGCUCCAACAGGCGGAAAACGAAGCGCCCGGAUAAAGCUGUGCCGCACGGCACCGCCAAGAUGCCUAAAGCUGUGGUGGUCCCCAAACUGGACUGCGCCAAGCCCCUACGCGGGGCGGCGGGCAAGGGACCAGCACGGGAACGGCCGUUCGGCUGCGCCGACUGCGGCAAGAGCUUCCCGUGGGCUUCGCACUUGGAGCGGCACCGGCGGGUGCACACCG
Messenger RNA from Phaethon lepturus (White-tailed tropicbird), 464 nucleotides. RefSeq names its product zinc finger protein CKR1-like. The transcript has 2 exons. The record is from RefSeq and is a predicted model, not a curated record. Gene Ontology annotation, biological process: regulation of DNA-templated transcription. Lineage: Eukaryota; Metazoa; Chordata; Aves; Phaethontiformes; Phaethontidae. The annotation marks the transcript as partial.